Messenger RNA from Spirodela intermedia, 793 nucleotides. The record is from the annotation of a GenBank genome assembly. NCBI's taxonomy places the organism in Eukaryota, Viridiplantae, Streptophyta, Magnoliopsida, Alismatales, Araceae.
AUGGUUCUGUCGGGGAAGGUUCUGCUGGUGUCAACGGGGGUGGUCUCUACCGCAGUGGUGCUGCGGCUGUACUGGCCGGCGGUGGUCGUCUUCAUGCCGCAGAUUUACGUGGCGGCGCUCGGCUGGCUGGCGCCGCCGUACCUUUACUGCAUCGUCAACCUCAUCAUCAUUUUCAUCGCCGUCUCCUCCUCCUACCACCCCCACCAGCCGGUGCCGCCGGCGGAGCCGUUGAAGCUCCCCCUGGAUGCCCAUCUCCCGGCGGCCUUCUUGCCCGGCGGCGGACCGGCGGAGGAGCUCGGCGGCGCCACCGCCUCCGCCGCGACGGAGGAGGAGGAGAAGCCGCUAGUUUCGAUGCGAUUCUCUGCUCGGAGAGGCGCCAAGGCGAGCCACGAAGGUAAGGAAACAGCUCCUCCUCCUCCUCUUCCUUCUUUCUCCCGGCAGUGGCGGCGGCGGCGGCGGCGUUACCGGCGGUGGCGUUUUUGGUGCAGGGAGGCCGCUGGGGGUGGCGAAGCCGAAGAAGAACGAGACGCUGGAGAGCACCUGGAAGGCCAUCACGGAAGGACGGGGGAUGCCGCUGGCGAGGCGCCUGAAGAAGGCGGACGGCGGAAGCGGCGGUGGCGCGGAGUGGGGGUCCUCGUCGCCACCGCGGGGGGGCGGCCUGCGGCUGCGGAGGGAGCCGUCGACGGGGCAGGAGGAGCUGAACCGUCGCGUGGAGGCCUUCAUCAAGAAGUUCAACGACGAUAUCCGGCUCCAGCGCCAGGAGUCCUUCAAGCGCUUCUCUGCUCUGAGAUGA